Molecule: messenger RNA, 1719 nt
Organism: Pseudopipra pipra
Lineage: Eukaryota; Metazoa; Chordata; Aves; Passeriformes; Pipridae
Product: PHD finger protein 7-like
Exons: 8
Coding region: 405-1700 (431 amino acids)
Cellular component (GO): nucleus
Source: RefSeq, a predicted model, not a curated record
GAGGUUAACUGGGGGGGGGGGGCUGGUGCCCCUGAGGCAGCUCACAUGCAUCUCUCUCUUCACUCAGGGCUGGUGCACGAGUGUCAGGAGGAGAAAGGCCAGCUGUGUUGCAGCAAAGGCCCUCCAGACACUCACCAUCAACCUGUUCCAUAUCUGCAAUGGCACAGCAGGACAAAGUCUUGAAAGAGCAAGGUGAAAGAGAAGUCUCUCUCCCCACAGUUCCCAUGGCUACAGAGAGGAUGCCAAAGCAGACUUGUGCCUGCUGUGUCGCCGGGCAGAGGCGGACCCAGACAUCUGUGGGAUCAAGAGGGUGAAGUUCAGGCUCUGUGUCCAUAUCUACUGCCAGGGACACCAGACGCAUCAUCCAGGAGGCAGCCAAGAAGCAUUGUUUCGCUUGCAGCAAGAUGGGGGCCACCAUCACUUGCUGGAAGACGGGGUGUGAGCGCAGCUUCCAUCUGCCCUGUGCCCCACAGGGUGAAUGCGUCACCCAGUUCUUCGGGCUCUACAGGUCCUUCUGCUGGGAGCACCGCCCACGGCAGGCAGUGCAGGCCCGUCCAACGCAGAACAACACUUGCAGCAUCUGCCUGGAUACCGUGGAAGACAAAACAUCCUACAAAACAAUGGUGUGCCCCGCGUGCCAAGAUGCCCACUUCCACCGGCACUGCAUCCAGAGACUGGCUCUCCACGCUGGCAUCUGCUUCCGGUGCCCAUGCUGCCAGAACCAAGAGCUGUUUCUGAUGGAAAUGCUCACAAUGGGGAUCCGAAUCUCCAAGAGCAGACCUCCAUCAUGGGAGAGCGACCCAGCAGUCGGAGCAUUAGAUCAGAGGCACAGCCGCUGCGACGCCAGCACGUGCCUUUGCCCGGGAGGCAGGAAGCACACAGAGGAAGAGGGGCCCUGGGAACUGCUCCUGUGCAGCUCCUGCACUGCAGAGGGCACUCACCGACACUGCUCCUCUUUGGAGAGCAGCACCAGCUCCUGGGAGUGCAAGGGCUGUGCUGGCACAGAGACUGGGUCCACUGACAAUUCAGAGCUUGUCAGGCCCAACACCUCCAGCCAGGCAGCAUCAGGGCUGUGCCAUGCAAGCAGCAGCCUCUCCAGACACCCUGGGCCAGCCCAGAUCCAACACUGCACACAGAGACUACAGCAGGCACAAAACUCAGGCAGCCCCACAGUAAAAUGCCCAAGGAUCAACCAUGUGCCACUGCUGAGUGCUGAGACCAGCAGCCUCAGCACUUCCAGUCAGGCAGGGUCGAGCUUGUCCCAGAACACGUUGCCCGUCUGCUUUCCCUGCCCUCGGCAGGGCUUGAAGCGGCAGCGCCCGGAGCAGGACGAGUCCUGGACACCCUACAGCCCGCCGGCAAAACGCCGCAGGAUCUCCGAAGAGCCAGCCCAGGGCGCUCCGGCCAGCGGGCCCAGCACCUUCAGUCAGGCAUCGUGGCUGUACCGCAGCAUUUGGGUGGCCAACAGAGCAUUAGCACAGUUACUACCACUGUACAGGCCGUCAUGGCUCUUCCCCAGCUCCGUGAGGGAAAACCGCUCCCAGCUGGGGCCGGUUCGGAUGCGACACAUCUCACGGCAGCAGCGGCGGGCGAGGAAGCCCUACAGCCUGCCCCGAAACCACCGCAGGACCAGGUGUGCGCCAGCCCCACGUGCUGGGCCCCCCCCACCACCACAGAAACACAAGAAAAAAAGAAAAUAAAAGUUCGUUUGCACUGGGA